AUGAUUCUCGAUGGGUCUGAAAGUAGCGAUUCUAAAGUCGCGCCAACAAUUCAUGAUGAAGUUUCGGAAGUAGGUUCCCAGAGUCCACCCCCCUAUGCGCCUAGCUCUGCUUUUACUAUAUCAAGCGACCAAAAGCCACUCCCUACUCCCCCUCAAUCACCUCCUGCCAGUUCGGCUGGUGAUUAUGAUCCUGGAUUACCACACGGACUUCCUCCUCCGUGUAACUAUCUUGUUCAGCGCCGAUCUAACGAUAGCAUCAAGGGGACGUGGUAUGUUGACCCUACCAUGCCCAUUCCCGAUGCUCUGCUCCCAUCAAUUGAGAGUUUCGAUGGCUUGUGGAACGAAUCGGACCAGAAAGCCAGGAAGGAACGGAAAAAGCUGGAGAAGAAAGGCAAACGUCGCGACGAAAUCUUACCCGCUCCCAAUGCUAUCCGCCCAAAUCUUCUUCUGAGCUCUAACAACGGCAGUAUCAAUGCCAAGGUACAUGUCGUUUCAAGUGACGGCCAACCGCGCACAGGCUUGAUUAUAGCCGAGGGAUCCAACGGUUCUAUUGUUUUAGACAUUAAAACUUAUGCGCCUCAGCCUUUGCGCAUUUUCGCAAUCUCGGAAAACGGUUCCGUUCGAGUUAGGCUUCCACACACUUUCGAGGGUGCAGUUACGGCGAGCUCGAAAUAUGGAAGCAUUAAAAUAUCAGACUCUAUUAAGUCUCGCAUGACCACGUUUUCGACUUUAUCCGACACCACACGCGCAUUUAUUGGAGACUGGCAAGCUGUUGGGUUCGGAGCAACUCCUUCGGUUUCUUCAGCUAAUCCCAACGACGACCGUCCGACUCCUACCACCGUACCCGACCCAUUUACGAGCUGGUCAGGCCCUAGCGUGCACAUUGCUUCACGGUGCGGCAGCGUUCAUUUAUCUUACUCGGAGGAAACUCGAGAUGAGGAGGACGUAAGCGGAUUCGCAAAUGCAUUCAAAGGGUUUAUGAGCGGCUUGUUUGGGGCGAGUGGGGAUGUACGGGAAGGGCCCGGAGGGAGUCAGCAGAGUAGAAAUCCUUGGGGAGAGGGGAGGUUUCCACGGGGGAACGGACCACCCUGGGGACAGGCGCCUCCUGGGGUGCCUCCCAUGGGUCCAUUUGGUGCAUUUGGCCCAUUCGGGCGAGGUGGUCCACCCUUUGCUCGUGGGGGAGGACCGUUUGGGAGGGGUGUGGAUCUUAUAGGCGAGGGGCAUUUGGCAGUAAUUCCCCCGGUUGUUCGCGAAGUGGCCUAG
Rhizoctonia solani is the source of this 1263-nucleotide messenger RNA. RefSeq lists its product as uncharacterized. The record is from RefSeq and is a predicted model, not a curated record. NCBI's taxonomy places the organism in Eukaryota, Fungi, Basidiomycota, Agaricomycetes, Cantharellales, Ceratobasidiaceae. The transcript has 4 exons. The coding region runs from base 1 to 1263 and encodes 420 amino acids.